AUGAUGUUACCACGUUUAUCGUAUGGAAAAUAUGGAGGGUGUUGUGCAUGCCUAGUUCUAGGAUACUACUUAAAAGAUAUUUUAAAUUGGAUAGAGACAAACAAUAAAUAUAGAGAUUUAUAUGACAAGAUUAAGGAUGCAUUAUGUGAAAAGGGAGGAAAGAUAUUUCCUUAUUUUCUUCGAUUUUUAAUGAAAGAUAGUGAUGUAAAUAAUAUUGAGGAAAAGUUUUUUUACAAAAAUUUUGAUAAAGAUGUUGUUGAAAAACAUGGAAGAUAUAUUAACAUACAAGAAAUAAAUACAAAUUCUUUAGAGGAAAUAUUUAAAACAAAAAUUUUAAUUAUAGGAAUAGGAGGAUUAGGAUCACCAAUAUGUUUUUAUUUAAGUAAAUUUGGAUUUUCUGAAAUUGGAUUAGUAGAUGGAGAUAUAGUAGAAAAAUCAAACUUACAUAGACAAAUAAUUCAUAAAAAAAAAAAUAUAGGCUUAAAUAAAGCUAUAUCAGCAAAAUUGACUUUAAAUGAUUUUGAUGAAAAUUGUAAUAUAGUAUGUUAUCCAUAUUUUUUAGAUAAAAUAAAAGGAUUAGAAAUUAUAAAACAUUAUGAUAUAAUAAUAGAUUGUACAGAUAAUAUAAGUACACGAUUUUUAAUAAAUGAUUUAUGUCUUCUUUAUAAAAAAAAAUUAAUAUUUGGUAGUGCCUUAGGUUUAUAUGGACAAUUAAAUACAUACAAUUUAAAUGAUAACGAUUCUAAUUGUUACAGAUGUUUAAAAAACUUUAAUAAUCAUCAAGAAAUGCAAAACUGUGAUGAAAAUGGAAUACUAUCAACAGUAACAGGAAUUAUUGGAUUAUUACAAGCUAAUGAAGCAAUAAAAUUUUCUGCUAAUCUAAAAGAAAAAAUAUUAAAACCAUUUUUAAGUUAUAAUAGUUUUUCAAAUAACAAACCUUUUGAAACAAUUAAUCUGAAUUAUAAAAAUAAAAAUUGUAUAUGCUCUAUUUAUAAUCAUGAUGAAUUAUAUAAUUUUAUUAUGACCUGUGAUUAUUCAAAUAUUUCAAAAAAUGAACAAUGUACAAAAGUGGAAAAUUCAAAUGAAGAUCAUUAUGAUAUAGAUAUUUAUAAUUUUGUUGAUGUAUUAAAUAAUAAAUUAUCUUUUUUUAAUUUUACUCCUAAUUAUUUAGUAAUAUUAGAUGUUAGGAAAUAUAAUAAUUCAAAUGUAUAUGGUCUUAAAGAUUCAAUAAAAUGGAGUUAUGAUGACAUUAUGGAAGUUACUCAUUCUAAUUCGUCUAAUAAUGCAGAUAAAAUUAUUUACAAUAUUUUUGAUAAACUACAAAUUUUAGAACAAAAAGGAAAGAUAGUUAUUAUUGUCAUUUGCAGAAGAGGUAAUGAUUCAUUAAAAAUAACACAACUUUUUAAUAAUAUUUUUUUGAAAAAUGGAAAUAAUUCAAAUUUAUCGACUACCGACCAGAAUACACAAAAUGUCCAUAUGCAAGGAAAAGAAAUUUUUGUAUACAACAUGAAGGGUGGAUACCUUGAACUUCAAAAAAAAAUGUUUAAAAAUCUUCCUUUUCUAUGA
Plasmodium vinckei vinckei is the source of this 1566-nucleotide messenger RNA. Its product is annotated as ubiquitin-activating enzyme, putative. NCBI's taxonomy places the organism in Eukaryota, Apicomplexa, Aconoidasida, Haemosporida, Plasmodiidae. Gene Ontology annotation, molecular function: thiosulfate-cyanide sulfurtransferase activity; nucleotidyltransferase activity; URM1 activating enzyme activity. The transcript has a single exon. The coding region runs from base 1 to 1566 and encodes 521 amino acids. The record is from RefSeq and is a predicted model, not a curated record. Gene Ontology annotation, cellular component: cytoplasm.